AGAAAUUAAUAAAAAAAGUUUUAAGAAGUACUUUUGGUGUGUGAAAUUCGUCUGAAUAACAACUAUCUGAGGGUUUAUCCACUUCUUCUCGCUCUAAAACUAGUGAGAGAGAGUGAAAUUAUGCUGUAAUUCUAUUCGAAUUCUAGGUUUUGUGUAGAUUAUCCAGUCUAAAAUGGCUAUCGGUGCCGUUAUUUCUCACCGGAACUUCACCUCUUUCAUUAGCUCUGGUAAAUUACAUCAACCUGAACCAGCUACAGCACAGAGCAGAGCAGAGACUUUGAGCUUUUCUUCUGCACAAUGCGUGCACGGGAACACGUAUUCAGAAAAUAUGUGUAACUUAAAGAAGAUCUACUUUGUUUCCGGAUACCGGAACACCAUAUCAUCUCACGGUCUUAAUCCUGCUCCAGGCAACAUGUUGAGAUCCAGAGCAACGUUAUUAUCCGACGAAGAAAACAAAAAGUUUCCCAUGACAAAUCAUAAGCAAAGAGCAAGAGGAAUAUGCAGAUGUUUUGUCUCUUUUCCUUCAGAGAGCUGCAAUUGGAUUAAACCGGUACAGCAAAAAGAUACUAGUAUAUCUAAUAGGCCAACUCUGCAGCCACGUCAUACUACUAUUAACCGAAUCCGGGCCAACUAUAAAUCUGAGGAUUAUGACGUGGCAGCAGAUUUGGGCUCACUUGUGUCGUCGGAAGGUGGAGCAAGUGAGGCAGUUCUGGUUGGAGAAACAAAGCCCUGGUGGGAGCAGUUUCCGAAGCGUUUUGUGAUUGUACUUCUUUGUUUUUCUGCAUUUCUGCUAUGCAAUAUGGACCGUGUGAAUAUGAGCAUAGCAAUACUGCCCAUGUCAAAGGAGUUUAAUUGGAACAGUGCUACAGUUGGUCUAAUUCAAUCUUCUUUCUUCUGGGGCUAUUUACUCACUCAGAUUGUUGGUGGUAUAUGGGCAGACAAAAUUGGUGGUAAAAAGGUCCUCGGUUUUGGAGUUGUCUGGUGGUCGGUUGCAACCGUUUUGACACCUAUCGCCGCCAAAAUAGGACUUCCGUUCUUACUCCUUAUGCGUGCGUGCAUGGGGAUCGGCGAGGGUGUUGCUAUGCCUGCUAUGAAUAACAUACUUAGCAAGUGGAUUCCCGUCUCGGAGAGAAGCAGGUCACUAGCAAUGGUAUACAGUGGAAUGUAUCUAGGCUCGGUGAUAGGGUUAGCUUUUUCGCCUAUCUUGAUCCAAAAGUUUGCAUGGCCAUCGGUGUUUUAUUCGUUUGGUUCUCUUGGAAGUUUGUGGUUUGCUUUUUGGCUAAGCAAAGCUCAUAGCUCACCGACUGAGGAUCCCGAGCUUAGUGCUGAGGAAAAGAAGUAUAUUAUGGGUGGUAGUGUCUCAAAGGAACCCGUUACUAAUAUUCCAUGGAAACUUAUAUUAUCAAAGGCGCCUGUAUGGGCUCUCAUUGUGUCCCACUUUUGCCAUAAUUGGGGAACUUUUAUUCUUUUAACAUGGAUGCCUACAUACUAUAAUCAGGUGUUAAAGUUUAACCUCACUGAAUCUGGACUAUUAUGUGUAUUGCCAUGGUUGACUAUGGCGGUCUUCGCCAACAUAGGAGGUUGGAUUGCAGACACACUUGUUAGCAGAGGUCUAUCGAUCACUACCGUCCGUAAGAUUAUGCAGUCGAUUGGAUUCUUGGGCCCCGCGUUCUUUCUUACUCAGCUGAGUCGUGUCAAGACGCCUGCUAUGGCUGUACUUUGUAUGGCUUGCAGUCAGGGAUCUGAUGCAUUCUCACAGUCUGGCCUCUAUUCCAAUCACCAAGACAUUGGGCCCCGUUACGCGGGAGUGUUGUUAGGGCUGUCAAACACAGCAGGAGUACUUGCCGGAGUCUUUGGUACUGCUGCAACUGGUUAUAUACUCCAGAAUGGUUCUUGGGAUGAUGUGUUCAAAGUGGCUGUUAUCUUGUACAUCAUUGGAACUCUUGUUUGGAACUUCUUUUCCACUGGUGAGAAAAUUCUUGACUGAACGAACACAUUAGAAAAAAGAACCGAUAAACUGUAUGGUAAACCAUCUUUUACUCAAACGGGCCGUUGCCCGAGGCCCAUUGGGCUGCUCUCCCGAUAUGUUGGGUUAAGUUAAGGGUUGGCUAGCCCGCAACUGCUUUUCGCAAUUAGUUGUUUUGUGACUUUCGUCUACAUAAAAAUUAUUUGCAAGUCUCGGGUUUUUUCUAUUUUUAGUUUUGUUUAUGUUA
This is a messenger RNA of Helianthus annuus (common sunflower), 2213 nucleotides long. Its product is annotated as ascorbate transporter, chloroplastic-like. The transcript has 11 exons. Gene Ontology annotation, biological process: transmembrane transport. The record is from RefSeq and is a predicted model, not a curated record. Gene Ontology annotation, molecular function: transmembrane transporter activity. The coding region runs from base 173 to 1987 and encodes 604 amino acids. NCBI's taxonomy places the organism in Eukaryota, Viridiplantae, Streptophyta, Magnoliopsida, Asterales, Asteraceae.